Messenger RNA from Prorocentrum cordatum, 2189 nucleotides. Lineage: Eukaryota; Dinophyceae; Prorocentrales; Prorocentraceae. The record is from the annotation of a GenBank genome assembly.
AAGGCCUUUUGCCUUAGGCGUCGCACCCCAGGAUUAGAGCCGACACCGCGCCACAUGCUAGGCCAUAUCUUUCCACCCUAUGCACGGCUCGCUCAGCUGCAGGAUUCGCAGUCGUACGUACGGGACAGAAUUGCGGAGUGUACGCCUGAGGCGACUCCGAGCAGUCGGCGCCCCGAUGUCGGCGAGGUGUCUUGCUUGGCUCUCGGCCGGGCUGGUGCUUUUCUUCAUUACGCACCGCGGGCUCGAGGUGCCUAGACCAAACAGCUACGCGGUCGGCGGCUUCCGCGCGGUCCAGCGACGCCUUUUGGAGGACGACGAGAACGUUAACCUUACGGAGCCUGACCAGAACGCUAGUUCGACCGACACUAGUUCGACCGAUACUGCUACGAGCAGUACGACGAACAGUGCAACCAGUACGUACAGCACGACGAGUACGACUGAAUAUGUUUUUUCGUUCGAUCCCCUCUUGACAGACGUCCACGUGCUUUUGGAAGACGGCCAGAACGUUAGUAAUCAUCCAUGCGGUGGCGGACAUCGGCGACAACGGCAGCAAUUUGAUUUCUGGAUUGUAUGCAGGGCUCGAGCUCACAAAGCUGACAGUGGACAUAAAUGGGAGCGGCUACGAGUUCGACAGAGCGACGGCCUUGAUGAGGGUGGUGAGAGCUUUUGUCGGCACCGACGGGGCGCAGUCAGGGCAGUGUUCUCAGGAUGAUUUCGUCAACAGUGCCCACAUCGCUGAGGUUGGUGGCGACUGGGCAAGUGCAGGCGCGCAGGUCUACCCUGACCCCACUGACCAGAGAGCCGAUGUUUUCAAUUUGACGUUCAAGAUGGGAGGCGAGUACCGCCUCUGCUAUUCCCACGAGGGAGACUUCUUGGGAAACGACACCGACGUCCUGUCCCCACGGCUGGUUGUCGCAGGUUUGUACGACAAUAGGUCUGAGUGUGUCCUUGACGAGACGUGUCUCACCAAGAGACCAUACCGGUGCUAUCUACUGCGGGGCGCAUACGGCAACAUGCACGACAAUUAUUGGAACUUGUCAUCUUGCGCGGUCGAUUUCGGCUACACGGGCGCUGGCUACAAGGGCGACUUGGGGCGAGGAUCGUGGUCGGAAGCGUUUGGUGUCAUUUACGACGAUGGCGGUCUCGUUGCAAAUGUGACGCCCAGGUUGUGUGCUGCACCCGACGAGCAGCCUGCGGAUUUUCUGUGCAUGUCGAGAGGAAGUUGUUUCUCUGGCGCCGCGUCUGUGCUGGCAGAUGAGGACAGAAUCACCAUCCCUGUUGGCCGAAACGACCUCAGGAACGACGGCUUCAGAGCUCGGACUGUCGCAGCGUGCUACUGUCCAGGCGGAUACGCAGCUGGGGCCGAAGGUGGUGCUUGCUCCGACCACACGUACUUUGUGCAGCAGGUCGGCGUCCUGCAUUUCUACAUCAGCAAGGUUUGCCUGACCGGAGCUCGGGCCGCGACAUGCGAGCCAGAUUUUACUGGAGUCUCUCCUCAGCACGCUUUUAGCAUCCGGGUGGAGUGUCCGACGGACGCGUGUGACGCGACGGGGGCGAGCCGUUUGAAGUUGGUGGCGCAGAAGGGCGCCAACGACUUGCCUUCAUGGGCAUCGGGAAGCGGCUGUGGCUCCGCCGUGCAUGGCGUUUACGAGUGGUCUGACGGCCAGUCGAUGUUGAUGCUUCCCUUGGGCGUCAAUCCUGAUAUCGCCACGCUCCCUGGUGGAGACCGCCAGGAUCACAAGCUGUGGAACUCUUGGGGCGGCGGUGCUUUCGGCGCGAACGGGUCGGGGUUCCUCUUUGUGAUUGGCAGCUCCAGCCACGAGAUGCGCAGCGGCACGAGCGGCUACAUGUGGGAUGUAUGCUACUGCGACGGCGCGUGCAGCGUCGAGGGCAAUUGGUUUAAGGUCGGCCAGUUUCGCUUUGCUCCCUUCCAGCUGGUCAGCACGAGCAAUGACAAUUCCAGUGCCCAGGAGGAGUUCUUGGUGGAGUACGCGAUGCAGCCCGGAAUCAUCGGUUUCUACAGGCCUCCAGAGGACUAUGGGGCGAUGGCUUUACAACCGAAUGGAGUUAUCAAGCUCGUGAGUGAUCACAUGUUGGAGGCAGAUGACGUGUUUUGCGCGUCCUCAGAGUACGACGCUGACCUCCUGGGCGGGCUAACAUCUUGGGAGGUGGCGAAGGCCAAACGAUAA